Messenger RNA from Trichosporon asahii var. asahii CBS 2479, 1071 nucleotides. RefSeq lists its product as uncharacterized. The coding region runs from base 1 to 1071 and encodes 356 amino acids. Gene Ontology annotation, molecular function: protein dimerization activity. NCBI's taxonomy places the organism in Eukaryota, Fungi, Basidiomycota, Tremellomycetes, Trichosporonales, Trichosporonaceae. Gene Ontology annotation, biological process: DNA-templated transcription. Gene Ontology annotation, cellular component: RNA polymerase III complex; RNA polymerase I complex. The record is from RefSeq and is a predicted model, not a curated record. The transcript has 6 exons.
AUGAAGGCCGUCACCGACGACUCUCUCAGCGUGAACACAACCAUCAGCAUGCCCCGCUCCAACGACGAUCCGCGACGGCACGUUCAGAUCCUUCCCGAGAGGGUUGGAGCUGUAUCUGGAUCCGAGUUCCCCGGCCACUACCCCGGAGAGGACCACUCGUGGAACCUUGACAAGUUCAAGGAGCGGUUGACUCCCUCGACUGUCGAGUUCGACCUCGUCGGUGUGGACGCAUCGAUUGCCAACUCCCUUCGUCGUGUUAUGAUUGCCGAGGUCCCUACGGUCGCCAUCGAGGAUGUCUAUGUUUGGAACAACACUUCGAUUAUGCAGGAUGAGGUUCUCGCGCACCGCGUUGGUCUUGUUCCUCUGAAGAUUGACCCCCGGACGCUUGACUUCAAGCCUUCGAACUACUCUGCGCCGAUGGAGAACGACACGCACGUCUUUGAUCUGCGUGUGAAGUGUGACCGUCGACGCGACGCUGCUCCGGGAGAGACGGACCCGAAGAAGCUGUACUACGACUCGAACGUGUACACGGGUAUGAUGAAGUGGGUGCCGUCGGGGCAGCAGAAGAGCAAGUACAAGGGCAAGGAGCCCCGACCGGUGCUUGACGACAUCCUGCUCGUUAAGCUGCGUCCGGGACAGAUGGUUGACCUGCACUGCUUCGCCCGCAAGGGCGUUGGAGCCGACCACGCCAAGUACUCCCCGGUCGCGACCGCCUCGUACCGUCUCCUGCCGCAUAUUAUUCUUCGCGAGCCGAUUCCCCUCGAGGACCAGGAAAAGUUCAAGUCGUGCUUCGCUCCCGGUGUUAUCGAGCUCGAGAAGGACGCGGAUGGCAACCAGCAGGUCGUCGUCAAGAACCCGAGGAAAGACACCGUGUCCCGAGAAGUCCUCCGCCACAAGGAGUUCCAGGACAAGGUCGAGCUUGCCCGUAUCAGGGAUCACUUCAUCUUCAACGUCGAGUCUGCCGGACAGUACCCUCCCGAGGAGCUCGUGCCCGAGGCGAUCAAGAUCAUGCUCUCCAAGAUCUCCGCCGUGGAGGCCGGUCUCGACAAGCUCUUCGCCCCUACAGAAUAG